AAUCAUUCGUUAGCUAGCAACGGUAGCCGCUCCACACAAACGCUGCCCACGACACGCGUUGCGCGCAGCGAUGCGAUACAGUGAUACAUAUUUAGAUAUAGGGCGAGCGGGAAAAAGUGAAUGAGAAAUCGAGUUUUGGACGGUCGUCUGUGAUAUACUGUUACUUGAGCGACGUGCUACUGUGUCAUCCGACUCGUGUUUGUUUUAUUUCUGUUGUUCCUGAUAAUUUUCUUCGUUUAUAAAAAUUCUAUUUUAAGCGUUUGCGUUUGCGUAUGUGUAUGUGUGCGCGUGUGUGUUUGCGUGUGUGUGUGUGUGUGGGUGUUCGCGUAAAAGCGUCAUUUCCCAUUUGGCAGGGAUAAUUGUAGACUGAAGCAUUAUAAUUAUAUGAAAUAAACGCAACACAGAUGCAUGCGAACAACGUCAACCGAAAUGCACACUUAUAUGCAUCAUAAAAUCAACGCUUAAAACAAUGCUGCGCUAAGUAAUCAAAAGUAGAAAUAAGCGUUUCACCUCCGAACGGAAGCCAAUGCCAUCCGGAAUCAAACUGAAAAUACCAGCAGAAACAAUGCCAACCAGUUGAGAAUUACAGUGAGAUAGCAACAGCAACUGUUAACGCUGCCAAUAUGACUAGUUUUGGCCACCUGGGCGUAUGUUACAGCCUGCUGCUGUUAGUGCUGAGCGCCCAGCUAUCAUUAGUACGAUGCAAGCGAAAAGAAAUGCUCGCAGGCCGCUUAGAGAAUGUAACCCAGACGAUCUCAAAAAUAUUGCAAGGCUAUGAUAUACGGCUGCGGCCCAAUUUUGGCGGCGAGCCAUUACACGUGGGCAUGGAUUUGACUAUAGCAAGUUUUGAUGCGAUCUCCGAAGUUAAUAUGGACUAUACUAUAACAAUGUAUUUGAAUCAGUAUUGGCGCGACGAGCGCCUGGCUUUCAACAUCUACGGACCGUACUAUGAUUCCGAUGCAGACGACGAUGGGGUCAACGAUGUGCUGACGCUAUCUGGUGACUUUGCCGAGAAGAUCUGGGUCCCAGACACAUUCUUUGCCAACGAUAAGAACAGCUUCCUACAUGAUGUCACUGAGCGCAAUAAGUUGGUGCGCCUCGGUGGCGACGGCGCCGUUACCUAUGGCAUGCGCUUUACCACGACACUCGCCUGCAUGAUGGAUUUGCACUAUUACCCACUGGACUCGCAGAAUUGCACCGUGGAAAUUGAGAGCUACGGGUACACGGUCAGCGAUGUGGUCAUGUACUGGAAGCCAACACCGGUACGCGGCGUGGAGGACGCCGAACUGCCACAGUUUACGAUCAUUGGCUAUGAGACAAACGAUAGGAAGGAGCGGCUGGCCACUGGGGUCUAUCAACGGCUGUCACUCUCCUUUAAAUUGCAGCGCAAUAUUGGAUACUUUGUGUUCCAGACAUACUUGCCCAGCAUACUGAUCGUGAUGCUAUCUUGGGUAUCAUUCUGGAUUAAUCACGAGGCGACGAGCGCACGAGUUGCCCUUGGGAUCACAACGGUGCUGACCAUGACCACGAUCAGCACGGGGGUACGCAGCUCCUUGCCCCGCAUCUCCUACGUGAAGGCCAUUGACAUUUAUUUGGUGAUGUGCUUCGUGUUCGUGUUUGCGGCUCUCCUGGAAUACGCUGCUGUCAAUUAUACAUAUUGGGGCAAGCGGGCCAAAAAGAAGAUUAAAAAGCUGAAGGAUUGUGAUCGACAUAAAAUAGGUAAAUUGGAAAAGUCCGAAACGUGUUCAACCACAGAAGAUAUUAUUGAGCUGCAGGACGUACGCAUGAGUCCUAUACCUUCGUUGCGCAAAGGUAACUACAAUGUAACCCUCGGCUCCAUUGGCACCGAGACCAUGGACUUGGCCAAGUUUCCGCCAAGUUUUCGUAUUACCCGCAACUAUGGCACUGGUCGCAGUCAGCUCCGACAUCGCGGCCAAAGGGGAAUCUCUACGCGUCCACGAGUUAUGCAUGCCAUUAAAAAGAGCGCCUCUGCCAUUAGGGCGACAUUACCAAAGAUCAAAGACGUUAACAUUAUUGACAAGUAUUCGCGCUUGAUAUUCCCGAUUAGCUUCUGCGCUUUCAAUCUUGGCUACUGGAUCUUCUACAUAUUAGAAUAGGUAGUCGCGGCUGAAAGUCUUAGUCAUACCUGCCCAAGUAUCAUUGCCCCUGGCCACCACCUGCUGCCCUCCCACUGAUAAACCAUAUAUGAUAUAUAUAUAUACAUAUAUUGACAUUGACCAAUUUAUAUAAAUGAAUGACAAGCCCGCAACAUAAACACAUAUAUACAUAUACAUGCGAUAUAUAUACAUGCAUACAUACAUACAUAUGAGUAUAUUGUUAAGUAUUGCUAUUCACAAUAGAUAAAUCACAGUAAUUGUGUUCCCAGUAAUUUGAAAAUUUAGGUACACAAUUAAGUUAAGUACGAGUUUAGCCAAAUUGUGCAAGGAAUUGGUAUGCAUUUGGCAAAAUAUGGACUCGAGCUGCUCGUCAUAACCAAUUACAUAAUAUUAAGCAAACAAUUUGAACCACGGAGCCAGCUCGAUGUGUCAAAAAUAUUUUCCUCUUGUUCUUUCAAGUGCUUUUCAUUGUUAUCCAUAAUAAUAUUCACAAUAUCACUGACAUCACUUACUGUAUAUUUCUUAGAAAUGUUAUUUAAAUGGUUUACAUAUUUUACACAAA
Messenger RNA from Drosophila virilis, 2679 nucleotides. It is a transcript of the gene Lcch3, whose product is annotated as Ligand-gated chloride channel homolog 3. Gene Ontology annotation, molecular function: extracellular ligand-gated monoatomic ion channel activity; neurotransmitter receptor activity; GABA-A receptor activity. NCBI's taxonomy places the organism in Eukaryota, Metazoa, Arthropoda, Insecta, Diptera, Drosophilidae. The record is from RefSeq and is a predicted model, not a curated record. Gene Ontology annotation, biological process: chemical synaptic transmission; nervous system process; regulation of membrane potential. Gene Ontology annotation, cellular component: GABA-A receptor complex; neuron projection; synapse.